Messenger RNA from Petromyzon marinus (sea lamprey), 3197 nucleotides. RefSeq lists its product as uncharacterized. Gene Ontology annotation, molecular function: DNA-binding transcription factor activity, RNA polymerase II-specific; RNA polymerase II cis-regulatory region sequence-specific DNA binding. Gene Ontology annotation, cellular component: nucleus. Gene Ontology annotation, biological process: regulation of transcription by RNA polymerase II. NCBI's taxonomy places the organism in Eukaryota, Metazoa, Chordata, Hyperoartia, Petromyzontiformes, Petromyzontidae. The record is from RefSeq and is a predicted model, not a curated record.
GUGUUGGCCGUGAGCGGGAAUCGAACUCGGGUCGCCGGGUUCGUGGUGCAGCGUAGCGCUAACCGCUUGCACCACCGCUCCCACACAGAGACACACACUGACACAUAGACGAAUACAGAUUGAGACAGGGAAACUGUAAGACAAAUGAAGAAAGAGACAGGCGGAUGGAGGCAGAGGUGGGUGGACACACACCCCAGAGACAGACACACAGAUGGACACAGAUUUACACACCCCAGAGACACAGACAAAGAUACACAGACACAAACUAAGACAGACACACACGGAUGGAAACAGAAUGACAUACACCCAGAGAAUCAGACGGAUACAGAUACACACAAAUGUCCAGAUUGACAGACAGACGGAUACAGACACACGGAUAGCCACAGAUUGGCACACAGAAACAGACGGAUACAAACAUACACACGGAUAGCCACAGAUUGUCACACAGACGGAUACAGAAAGACACCCAAAUUGACAUCACCCCACCGGUCGUGACGUCACGCCGUCGUUGCUUCCUCCCACUUUUCCUCCCCCCACGUCACUCGCACGCGACGGAAGGAAGUCGCGGAGGGCGAAGAGCGACUGUGAGAGAGCCCGUGGGUGAGAGACUUGCCAAGACGGGAACGAUGAACGAGGGAGGAGAGAUUAAGAUCUACUGCCCGAUCUGCAACUGGGUGGUGAUCAGCCUGACCGCCCUGGAGGACCACAUGAAGCGGCACAGGGGCCGGACCGAGUCCGUGCUGUACCAGUGCCCCCACUGCCCGUACAGCACGGACAAAGCGGCCACUCUGAUCGGUCACCAGAGGAGCCACGCCGACGAGAAGCCCUACAAGUGCUGGGUGUGCGAUGAAGUUUUCGCGAAUUCGGGAGACUUCUGCUCCCAUCAGAGCGUGCACAUGAAGCGGACGCGACGCAGGAAGUCGAUCGUCCCACUGCCAGGAGACGUCUCAUCGGAAGAGAGGAUCCGCGCGGACGAGAGGCCGUAUGUUUGCACCGUGUGCGGCAAGGCGUUCGUACGCUCGGACACCCUCGUCAUCCACACUCGGGUCCACACGGGCGAGAAGCCGUACAAGUGCGCCACGUGCGGCAAGUCAUUCAACCAGUCGACGGCGCUCCUCAACCACAAGAGGACCCACACGGGCGAGAAGCCCUACGGGUGCGCGGUGUGCGGGAAGCGAUUCGCCCAGUCGAGGGUUCUUGUCAAACAUGAGAGGACCCACACGGGCGAGAAGCCCUACAAGUGUGCCACGUGCGGCAAGUCAUUCGCCCAGUCGGGCACCCUGGGCAUCCACAAGCGUACCCACACGGGCGAGAGACCGUACACGUGCGACGUGUGCGGCAGGUCGUUCACGCACUUGGGCAACCUCAAAGUACACAAGAAGACGCAUGCGGGCGAGAGGCCCUUCACGUGUCCCACGCGCGGGAAGGCCUCCGCCGAGGCAAGGAGCCUCCGGGCGUGCCGGCAGGCCCGCGCGGGCUCAAGCGCGUCGACGCCGCCGGCCCGUCCCCCCCUCCUCCGCCGCCGCACCCGUGGGAGGGCCAGGCUCCACGAGAGCGUGACUGCCCCUGGGGAGGUCGUGGCGAGCCUCGGGGGCGAGGGUCCCACAUCGACCCCUUCGGCGACCCCUUCGGCGACCCCCACGGCAUCGCUGACAUCAGAACACGGAAAGACCCUCAGCUUCGAGACGUGGCCGGGGGUGAAGGUGGAAUGCGACAGUGAAGAUCCUUCCACCACCCUGCCGAUCGUGAAACGGGAGCGCGGAGGGAUCGCCAGCUCCGAGACGUGGCCAGAGGUGAAGGUAGAACUGGGGGGGGAUGAUUUAUCAGUUCCCCUCUCGAUUGUGAAGCAGGAACAGGAAGAAAGCCCCGGCUGUCAGACACGGUUGGGGUUAAGGUGGCAAACGGGAGGCCAAGUCUCUGCUUUGGGAACAGAUGUUGAGGUCUAUGUGGGAAGAGUCAAGGAGGAGGCUCCAGCAAGCAUGUCGAGUGAGAGUUAGUCCUCGACUGGGACCUUUGUUAAUUUGGUGGCGUGGGUGAAGGAUGAUGUGUCCGACACAGAGGGCGCAGGUCUCGUGAAGCGGAGAUUAAACACUCGAGAAGCUGAUCGAGAGAGAUACAUUUUGAAAAAAAUGCCUUGCGUUUCAUCGGCCGUUCGAAAGCUCGAGCGCGUUUGCACGACUGUGAAGGUACACAACGUGGAGGCAAUAUUUUUUGUUCUGAGAACAGAUACACGUGAAGUGAAAACUACGUAGUAGACUCUUUGUUUUAUUUUACCAGGUAAGGCCCACCACUUAGCCACGUAGCUCUUUUUCAGAAGCGACCUGGCCAUCACAAAUGAUACCUCAGCGAAGCGGCCUAUCAUCACGUGGACACUUAUAGCAGCAGCCACAUGCUCUCUAAAUAUCAAAACGUAACUUGAGAAUAAGAAGCGCGGAUCCUUUGGCGAUACAGACGGGGAACAAAGGUUAAUAGGACCCUCGGAAUAUCCUUGGUAACAAUUACUGCAUGCCACGAAUCUUUGUUAAGCAGAAACCGAAUAGUAAUUACGGGUGUAUUAGACCUAGGAUCAUUCAGAAGAUAUACAAUAUGAAUUAUGUCAAUCUUCAACGACCAAGAUGGUAUGCAUUUCAGGGGAUCAGAGCCCGACCAAUCGCCUUUGUCUUCCCAGUAGCUAGCAUAGCACGUGGUAGCAGGAAAUUAUGUUAUGCGGGGGGUGCCUCCCUCUGAUGUAUCAAACACCAUGCAUAAGUUCCAAUCGUGACAGGGAGUGCAGCAAACGCUGCUCAAAAUGUGAACGGAUAACAUGGCGGUGGUGACGCACAGUUCAAAGGCCACAGCUGCUGCUUUGUGAUAGCAAAAUAAAAAGGUGCCCCGACCAAUGACGAGCCAAGGAGCGGAAUCAAAGGAAUUCUGGUGCUUUGUGAGAAGACGGAGCCAGAGGCGAAAAAUUUAGGAUAUAAGCGAAACGCUAAACCACAGAAAUACUCUGAUAUUGCGCUGUUUUUGAGUUGUACGCCUUAUGGUGUCAUCUGGUCCAACACCAGUGGAGACUAGGCUCCAAGAAAAGACAUCUCGGGUGUUGACCAAUCAAAUUCAAGGACAGUGCAUAUCAUCAGAGUUGUUUCUUUUUGUUUGCAUUUUUGACUGCUUGUGUUGUGGUUAUUGCAAACAUGAUCCCUUGUAUAAAGGUGUCAGUU